GUAAGACGCCGGAAGUUGCGGCUGUAAACCGGAAGAUGGCGGGUGAGCGGGUCGGUACAGUGUGAAAAGCUAGUCCGGGGGAAGUCACUGUUGCCGCGGUGUAUGCGCCGUGGCCGUGAUUUUGUGUGAGCCGUCAGAACCUCAGGCCUUCUGACCAGAAAGUGCUCAUCUCUUUCCAGAUACAAACCCUGACUGCUCAGCAAUGACCAGCUCCCCAGUGUCUCGUGUAGUGUAUAACGGGAAGCGGCCCACGAGCAGCACGCGCUCUCCCAGCAGCAGUGAGAUAUUUACCCCAGCUCAUGAGGAGAACGUGCGUUUUAUUUACGAAGCGUGGCAAUCUGUGGAGCGGGACCUAAGAAACCAAGUAUCUGGUGUGGACCGAGGACUUGUAGAAGAAUAUGUGGAGAAGCAGCCAAGCAACAACUUGAAAUCUUUUAAGCCAGUUGAUCUCAAUGAUCUGAAGAGACGAAGCACACAAGACCCGAAAAAGUCAUAAUUCCUUUUUUUCCCUGCGGCUGAUUGUUCGUUCCACUGGCUCAGUUUGGACUCAACAUUCAUUCUCUUCCAUAAAAAUGAAUCGAUGACAUUAAAGGACAACUUUGGGACUGUACUGUGUGGACUUAGCAGAGUUGUCCUUCUCUUGAUCCCCCCCCCCCCCCCCCCCCCCCCCCUUAAACCCCCAAACCCUUUCCCGUUGACAUGUAUGUUCUUCCCUUUACCCCUCCAAGCAUCUGAUGCCCACGUUCUGGUGGAUCGUUGCAAACCCUUUUGAGGAACUGAUUUUGCAGGCGGUAUGUAGUAAUGCUGUUUUGCAUUGUGCUAUACCUGGGUUACUACUUACCCCUACACCAUGCCCUGCAAGAUCGUCAGGCUAUUAAAUGGCUUCUAUCACAGUGUCCGGCUUUUGUCUGCAGUAUGAUCCACAAGAUGUGGUCUUCCCACAAAAUCCCGGUGGCACCACACACCAGUGGAGUUCUACAAGUGUGUUGACUUGACAGUGCUUCAUUAUGCUCUUUUAUAAUUGUCCGAUUCAUUUUCUCUUUUCUACCUGUUCAAAUGGCCAAAUAAACCUGGUAACUUUG
Molecule: messenger RNA, 1082 nt
Organism: Bufo gargarizans (Asiatic toad)
Lineage: Eukaryota; Metazoa; Chordata; Amphibia; Anura; Bufonidae
Gene: MCRIP1
Product: MAPK regulated corepressor interacting protein 1
Exons: 5
Coding region: 203-496 (97 amino acids)
Source: RefSeq, a predicted model, not a curated record